This is a messenger RNA of Epinephelus moara (kelp grouper), 3741 nucleotides long. RefSeq names its product zinc finger protein 135. Gene Ontology annotation, biological process: regulation of transcription by RNA polymerase II. Gene Ontology annotation, molecular function: RNA polymerase II cis-regulatory region sequence-specific DNA binding; DNA-binding transcription factor activity, RNA polymerase II-specific. Bases 161 to 1612 code for a protein of 483 amino acids. The transcript has 3 exons. The record is from RefSeq and is a predicted model, not a curated record. Lineage: Eukaryota; Metazoa; Chordata; Actinopteri; Perciformes; Serranidae. Gene Ontology annotation, cellular component: nucleus.
CGACAGGCUGCCGCUGCUCUCCGGUGGAUGUGACAGAGGAGCGGCGGAGGAACCGACUCACGUUCUCAUCCACGGCCGAACCGGGAGAAGCGGAACCGAUCCGGGUUCAAUCGGCUGUAGCUGCUCCUGUUCCUCUUCCUCGCCCCGGUCUCGGUUCAGGAUGGAGGACUCGGAGACGGAGCUGGCGGUGUCGGAGUCGGACGCCCUGGGCGCAGACUUCAUCACGGUGGAGCUGGACACGCAGCCCAUCGAGUACGUGGUGAAGUGGGCGGAGGUCGGCUCCAAGUUCACCAUCUCCUGCGUGAAGAAGGACUCGGACGACCCGACAGACCUGACGGCCGACCAGCUGAAGAUCGAGACGGACGAGGCCUUCUUCGCUCCCUAUGAGGAGGUGUACCCCUGCGAGGUGACGGAGCAGAGCGUGGAGAUAAAGACGGACUCUGAUGAGGACGAGGAGGACGGCGAGGAGGAGCAGGAGGUGCUGGUGGAGGCAGGGAGCAGCCAGCUGGACGGCGAGGUGGACUCGGACCAGGCCGACUUGGAGGCGGAUGAGCGGCAGUACCGCUGCAGCUACUGUGGGAAGUGUUACAGCCACGCCUCCAGCCUGUACCGCCACCAGCAGACGCACACGGGGACGCCGCCGCCCGCCAAACGGGCGCUGGAGCCCACGCACCAGGAGGCGCGCUACACCUGUCCCCACUGCGGGAUGAGCUUCAAAGGCAGCAGGAUGCUGGGGAGUCACCUGCGGCUGCAUGGGAAGCGGCGGAUCCACCCCUGCAACAUCUGUGGGAAGGAGUUUAACCACAGCUCCAGCCUGUCGCGUCACCGCCUCAUCCACAAGAAAGGAAAAGGCCUCCCCAAGGACGUGGCGCUCAGCCCCAACAUGGCCGCCCUGCGCCACUCGCUGAAGGCUGGCAGCAAGAACAAGAAGACCAAGAGGCAGCAGCAGCAGCAGCAGCAGCAGCAGCAUGUGGCGGCUGCCGUCAUUCAGAGCCAGGGCGGAGACAAGUUCUACGCCUGCCCGCAGUGCGACAUGAGCUUCAGGACGUCCACGCAGCUGUCCAAACACCAGGUGACCCACGUCAAGGAGCUGCUGGACAACUACACGCCCGGCAAGGAGAACCUGGGCGAGAGCUCAUCAGACCUUAAGAUCCGCCUCAAGCUCUGCUCCCGCGACAAGCCCAACUUCUACACCCUCUGCAAGAAGAAUCGCCGUCGCCGGGGGGGGCGGGUCGCCAAACGGGGCCCCGCCACCUCUGAGGAGGAUGGCGGCGGAGGAGGAGCCGGUCGCCACGGUUGCAGCCAGUGUGGUAAGCGGUUCAGCCACGCCUCCAGCCUGGCACGGCACCAGCAGACCCACAGGGCGGUGGACGGCGGCGGGCGGGGGAAGCUACAGCAGCACCACCACCACCAGAAGGCCGGACUCCCCGCCGCCAAGACCAAGACCUACACCUGCGCCGCCUGCAACAAGACCUUCAUGCACUCGUCAAGCUUCUCCCGCCACAAGAAGGCCCACCUGGAGGAGGAGCAGCGGGCCCGAGCCGCUGCUGCCAAGCGCAGGAAGAGAGUCGUCUUAGACGAGACCGCUCCGCUGGAGUCCGACUCUGAGUGACGUCACCCGGCUCUGGACUGGUUCUGGACCUGUUCUGGGUUGGUUCUGAAUCAGAGCUGACUGGUUCUGGACUGGUUUGGGGCCAGUUCUGGAAAAGUUCUAAUUUGGAAAAGUUCUGGACCAGUUCUCCACAGGUUCUGGACCAGUUGGGACGGAUUCUGGGCUGCUGGUUUUGGGAACUGGACCUGGUUGAUUCUUCUCUGGUGUAGAUAGCAGCAGGACAUCCAUAUAUGGUCGUAUGACGGGGGGAUCUCCACAUAUGGUCAUUUCCAUAUAUGGUCAUAACUGACCGUUAGCUAAUUGCUCUUAAAGGAUGGGAUUAGAUUUAAAGUGUUACCCCUGCCCCAUGCCCCGCCCCCUGCCCCAUGCCCCGCCCCUGUUAUAUGCCCCUCCCCCUGUAACAUGCCCCGCCCCAUGCCCUGUGCCCCACCCCCUCCACCUGUCAGGUUGCACACGGACGCUGUUCGCUUUCAUUCUGCCCUCUAUACACUCCAUCUCCCAUCAGCCACCUGGGGAGAGAGCUGGGAGCUACAGGACCUGUCAGAGCUCAGAGCAUUCUGGGAAACUGAGUCCCAUGAAGAACAGUCAGACCUGUAGGUUCAGACAGCAGCCGGUCACUUCCACCGUGCAGACGAUUAUUAACGACAAACUCUCAAACUCCGCCCCUCUGCUCCUCCAAUCAGAUCAGAGCCACUCUGUCUUUGAAUCCUAUUGGUCGACAGCUGAGUACGCUCCGUCAAUAAUAAUAAUAAUAAUAAAUAUGAUCAGCUGAUCAUCUGGACUUAGUUUUGUCAUCGCUAACCCUCCGUACAGGUCUGACCACGUUCCUCUCUGACAUCAACGCUCACUUCCUCCAUGUUUUUUUUCAUCAGAGUGAUUUUGAUUGGCUGAAGCUCUGAUUGGUUAACUAUGUUUAUAGCUUUGAUACCUUUAAAAUGUGAAAUCGGAGCUGAUCGGUCUGAGCUGGCGUUCCUCAACACAUGCAUGAAGACUAUAACCUGCAGCUUGUCGGCCAUAUUUGUAGUUUUUUGGUGGUGGUGUGUGUGUGUGUGUGUGUGUGUGUGUGUGUGUGUGUGUGCGUGCGUGCGUGGAGACCGAUCUGCAGCUUGCGGUCGUGUCGCGGAGGUCGACGGGGAAACUGCACUACUUAUUUAUGAAUUUGGAACAUUGUUGUAAUGUAUAAAUAUUUAAAUGUGACUCACCAGUUAAAACUACAGAGCUGCCCUCGUUACCGUAGCAACACCGCCGCCACCUUCAUCGUUUAGCCUCGUCGUCGUCAAGCACACAGGAAACGACUCAGACGUCCAGAUUUUCAAAGUUAAAGCCUUCAAGUGAGUUUAUUAAACACAAAGUACAUGAAUCAUCAUUUGUUAAAAAAACGAUUCUGAGACAAAAAGCCGCCAAACUUCCGUCUGAAGAAACUUCCGGAGACAAAACGCUGUUUUCAUCACUCACUCGUUUUUACAAACUGAAACGUGAAGUUUUGACGACGUUUGGACAAAAACUAAUCAGUGACAUGAAAGUUUCGAUCCUGUCGGACGUCGUCGUCGUUGUCGUUGUCGUCUUCCUCCCUGACAGACGGAGAAGCUUCAGUCAAAAUGAAACCUCCAGACCCUGAAGCCUCCCCCCCCACCACCACCACCACCACCUUCACUUCCUGUUUCCUGCCCGUUGAGCCGUCUGACGGCGGCGGACACUUUGAGUUUGUGAAUAACAUUUUACUGUGUGAAUUGGAUUUGACUUAAUUUAAUGGUGACCUAUUUAUACGUGUGUGUAGGCGGCAGACUGUCGCACUACGAACCUCCCGUAGAAAAAACUAAGAAGAAGAAGUUCCUCCUCCUCCUCUUGCUCCUCCUCCUCCUCCUGCUUCUCCUCCUCUUCUUGCUCCUGCUCUUCAUCCUUUUGGUUUUUUGUUUCCUCAGUUUCGGGCCUUAAAGCUGCCGCUCUCCUCUUUUGGUCCACCGUUUUUGGAUCCACGUUGUGUUGGUUUGUUUUCUCUUCGGUUCGUGGUUUCAGCGAAGCUUCACCUGCAGAUAGAAGGUUGUUUGUCAUUGUGUCGUGUUUGCCAAUAGAAAUAAACCCAGUUGACAUGUUUUGUCUUGCGUUUUGUAAUAAAGCUUUAAAACCAG